Messenger RNA from Capsicum annuum, 970 nucleotides. Its product is annotated as PLASMODESMATA CALLOSE-BINDING PROTEIN 3. The record is from RefSeq and is a predicted model, not a curated record. NCBI's taxonomy places the organism in Eukaryota, Viridiplantae, Streptophyta, Magnoliopsida, Solanales, Solanaceae. The transcript is spliced from 3 exons. Bases 246 to 833 code for a protein of 195 amino acids.
AGCCCAUCUCUUUUGUCCUCACUUACACAUCAUUCCACUACUUUCUUUUCCCUCUCUUAUUCUCAAACUCAUACAAUUAUAGAGACAGAUUCAAAAUUUGAAUAUCCUUUAUUUUUUUUUUAUAUAUCCGUGUUUAAACUCAAAUUGUUAAUUUUCUUGACCUGUCAACAUCGAACACACAUUAUAUAGCCCUCAGAGGAUAUAAUUUAGUUUCUGAAUCCGCCACUGAAUAUAUUAUAUUGUUCAUGGAAGUGUUGAUAGUUUUUGUAGCGAUGUUAAGUAUUAUUGUUAGAACAAAGGCUAUGUGGUGUGUAGUAAGAAGUGAUGCAAGUCAUCAAGCAUUACAAAGAGGUUUAGAUUAUGCUUGUGGUAAUGGUGCUGAUUGUGCACCAAUUCAAUCUACUGGACUUUGUUAUCUUCCAAAUACUAUUCAAAAUCAUGCUGCUUAUGCAUACAAUAGUUACUAUCAAAGGAACAACAUGGCUCCUGGUUCUUGUCACUUUUCUGGGACUGCUACUUUUGCCAAAACUGAUCCAAGUUAUGGAUCUUGUGUCUACCCGGCUUCCCCAAGAGCUGCUGGAGGGCCGAUUCCUCCGGGAAUUGGAGGCCACAACAACACGAGUGGAGGGAUCACGACCACCCCAAUACUAUAUUCACCACCACGAGCGAUUAUAAACCCUGUAUAUGCGAACAGAACGACACCAAUUACAGAAUCAACUGAUCCCGACUCUCAAGAUUCUAAAGCAACUUGUCCUAAGUUUUGGACAAUGGCAACCUUAGUUCCAACAUGUUUGAUGUCUCUCCACAUGAUUCAUGAUUUUCAACUUUUGUAGGUAUUGUUGAAAGAGUAUACAAAAUGUUUGUGUUAGUAUACGAAAACUUGAUUAAGUGCAAUUUUGUAACAAAUGUAAACUUUAUUUUGCUAUUGUGAAGAACUGAAGAUCAAUGAAGCUUUGCCGUAGUAUUGUAA